Vespula pensylvanica (western yellowjacket) is the source of this 5288-nucleotide messenger RNA. It is a transcript of the gene lqfR, whose product is annotated as clathrin interactor 1. NCBI's taxonomy places the organism in Eukaryota, Metazoa, Arthropoda, Insecta, Hymenoptera, Vespidae. The record is from RefSeq and is a predicted model, not a curated record. The transcript has 9 exons. Gene Ontology annotation, molecular function: Hsp90 protein binding; clathrin binding; telomeric repeat DNA binding. Bases 393 to 2222 code for a protein of 609 amino acids. Gene Ontology annotation, cellular component: endosome; cytosol; plasma membrane. Gene Ontology annotation, biological process: endocytosis; telomere maintenance via telomerase; protein stabilization.
UGAAGAUAGCGGGGAAACGAUAGACACGCGUUACACGCAGCUAAAUCUGACGAUUCAACGUCUAAUGCGAUUCGGAUCUUCCUAAGAAGGCGACUCUUUUUGUUCCAUCUCCAGUAUCGAAGAUUCGAAGUUGGUCGGUUGUACCGAGGAAGGACGUUGCAUGUCGUACGUUCGACGAUUUUCAACGUCCACCAUCGAUGUAAAAAACAUCUGCGCUCAUUGGAACGUGGAAGGGAGAACAUGGCCACCGCCUGGUGACGUUCCUUCGUUUGCUGCGAUAUCAAAUGCUGCGAAAAACAUCUGGUGCACCUUAUCGCUGCCGUUAACAAUAAUUUCACGUUCGACGAUCGAACACGAUAUUCUUUUCUGUGAAUAGUGCAACGAAUGUGAUAAUGAACAUGUGGAAAGUGCGGGAGUUUAUGGAUAAGGCGACUAAUGUGGUAAUGAACUAUACCGAAACCGAAGCCAAAGUACGAGAAGCAACAAACGAUGACGCAUGGGGACCUACUGGUGCAAUGAUGCAAGAACUGGCUCAGGCAACAUUCACAUACGAACAAUUCCCCGAUGUAAUGUCCAUGUUGUGGAAAAGGAUGUUGCAAGAAAAUAAACGAAAUUGGCGUCGAACAUACAAGUCCUUACUUCUCUUGAAUUAUUUGGUACGUAAUGGAUCCGAACGAGUCGUAACAUCCUCCAGAGAACAUAUCUACGAUUUACGAUCAUUAGAGAACUACACUUGCAUCGAUGAAUUUGGAAAGGAUCAAGGAAUAAACAUCAGGCAUAAAGUUCGAGAGUUAAUCGAUUUCAUUCAGGAUGAUGACAAAUUAAAGGAAGAACGUAAGAAAGCGAAGAAAAACAAAGAUAAAUAUGUUGGCUUAUCGAGCGAGGCAAUGGGUAUGAGAUUUGGGGGUGGAGAUAGGUGGACGGAAAGUCCUAAAUGGAACAAAUCUAGCACAGAUAAUUACAAUGAUUGGGAUAGAGAUAAUCGUGGAAAAGGUUUUGAAGAUGCGAACAAUAGCGACGAUGGCGAAAGGGAAGACUCGGACAAUGACACACAUCCUAGUCCAAAAAGAGGCAAUAGGGAAUAUAGGGACACGAUGGAAAGUAUAGAUCGAAUUGGUAAAACCAUUCCGGGAUCCAUAUCCUCGGUGAAUGCAUCACCUGCACGAAUAACGCGCAGUCUCAAAAAAGUUGAUUUAGGCGCAGCAGCGAAUUAUGGAAAAGAGCAGUCCAAUGCAUUCUCUUCUCCUGCUAAUCAUCAGAAGAAUAAGAAUGACAUUUUAAAUGACAUCUUUGAUUCUCAAAAUGAUAAUAAUACAAAGUCUACCAUCGACGACGAUGAUUUCAAUCCGAGAGGAAAUCAUUCGCAACCUGCUAAUCUUGAUUUUGGCGAUUUUGCCAGUGCAUUCGGUAGUCCUACAGUUAAAAUGAAAGAAAACGAUGAAUUUGCUGAUUUUACAUCGGCUUUUAGUUCUGGUGUUACUUCUCCUAAUAAUUCAUCUGUUCAAUCGCAUGCAUCGCAAAAUCAGUUAUCUUUUAUGGGAACCACGAUACCAAACACUAGCAAUACAAUGACAAAUAAUCUAAAUAAUACUAUGAUUUCUAAUGCUUCAGCAACUGCUUUUAAAAUGAUAAAUCCAAAUAGUAUUCAAACACAAAAAAAUAAUGUUGGUAAUAAUUUGUUCGAUUCUUUGCAACCACAAGCACCCAAUAACGAAGCAAUAUUGAACAAUAAUACAGUAUCCUCAAAUACUGAUUUAUUGUCAGAUCUUGGAAAUUUCAAUUCUUUAUCAAUCGGAUCAGGGGAUAAAAGAGAAAAUAAUACCAACAACUCUAACUUGUUCAAUACCUCCUCUACUCCUACCGUUUUGGGCGAUUUUGGAAUAGGAACAAUUGGACUAUCAUCUGUUACAAAUCUACUCACACCUUCAUCUGUUAAUGCCAAGAAUCCAGCACCAAAUAAUAUGUCUUCCUCGCAAAUUGGCUCAACAUGGGCUGGCUCAGGAUUGAAUAUAGAUCUUGAUAAUAUAAUGGGUAGUAAAUCAAAACAAUCUGGACCAGCACCAACUAUGAAUCAACUUGCUAGUACUAGCCCACAGCAUCAAAUUAAACCUGCAGUAGCACCAACAGUAGGAUAUACAUCACCUAUGAUUCAAUCCCAAACACAACAACAACAACAACAACAACAACAAGCAAAUUCAGUAUUCUUUUCUGCGUUUCAAUGAGACGCAUUAAAUAAUUUUAAUUAGACAACAAUAAAAUUUUUAAAUAUGCAUAUAUAAAAACCUGUAAUUAUGACAGUCAGUACUUGGAAGAGACGAUCUAUUUAUUUAAUGUAAUUGAAAAAGAACUUUCUAUUUUCUUGACAAAAUGUAGUCUCUAGUGUAUACAGGAUUUACUUCAAUCUGUUCUCCAUAAUUCAGGUCAAUAUUGUUGUCGGAAGCGGAAUGGUGAAUUAAUUGUGUAUCGUGGAGUAAUGUGUUCAUGAACAAUCCAAAUAAGAAUGAACAUCACAAAUCUCUGUAAGCUGAGUGCUACUAAAUACAAAACUAUUAUUUACUGAAAGAUUUGUCAGUAUAUAGAAUAAGUAUUGCAAUAAUAUAUGAAUAAUAUGCUCGUCAUAAGAAAUACGAGUUUGAUGAUUCAGCAGGACAUAAGGUUUUUUAAUCAUUAAAAAAUUAAGAGGUGAGAUUUUGUUUACAUAUAUACUUGAAGGCAGCUUCAUAUAAUAUAUAUUAGCAUAAUUACAAGUGUUUACUCAUUAUAAUGAGGUAGAGUAACAUGGAUUGCAUGGGAGCAAGUCAGGAAAGGAUUUGUGUUAAAUUUUUAUAUAUAAUAUAAAUCGGAAUUUUUCAAAGAAAAUUCAGCCUUAUAUGUACAGUAACGAUUUAUGGAAAGUUCGAAGGAAAGUGUAAUAUUUCUCUAUGAAGAAAAUUCAUCUGCUAACAAUGUCAUUAGCAGUCAAAAGAAAUGUAUGAAUGCCCCUUCAAAAAUUAAUAAAAAAUGACAUGAUAGUAAGAAUAGAAAUUGCAUUUACUGUAGUUAAAAAACCGUAUCAAAAAUGUAUCGAUUUUAUAUUCCUUAUGAUUAUAUUUGUGUACACAAAAGAUAGAGAUUGCUGUAGUACGACAUACUAUGUCAACAGUGCGUGCUUCCCUAACAAUAACUUUUCAGUGAAUAUAAAUUUUUAAAUUUUGUAUUUUAAAAUGCUAAACAUAUGAGUAUAGAAAAUUAUGGAGUCUGAUUGUUCAAGUUUCACUAGCUAAUUUAUUAAUCAAAAGGAGGCACAAAAAAAAUACCUGUAUUAUGUCUUAUUUUAAGUUUUUUAAUCACUGCAGAUAUCAUACAAUAUCAUGCACAUAUAAUUACAAUUUAUUGUAUAUCAAUAUAUGUCUACUUAAGUACAUUGCAAUCAAUUUGAAAAGUGUUUGUAAGAUAGUAACACAAAUUUAAUUUGUUUAGUUAUACAGUAUCAUUACUAAAAGAAUGCAUAUCUUUUAAAAUAAUUGUGUAUCAUAUGUAUCUAAUAUAUAUGAUACAUGUGCAUAUAAUUAUAUAUGGACUAGCUAAGCAAUGAAGAUAAUUAUUAGUAAUUAAAUUGUUAAGUUUAUAAGUGAAAAAAAUGUCUAAGUAUAUUAUAUUUCAAUUAUAAAUAAUUCAACUUAUUUUUGUUGCUAAAUUCUAAAAUUUUUAUAGUAAUUUGUUCAAGAAAAAGACUAUGUUAAUAAUAAUAAAAGAAUUUGUUAAUAACAUCAUAUUUGCGGAAAUUUAUAUAAGUUUCAUGCUUUUAUUUUGCAUGUUAUAAUUGACUUGUAAAAAGACUUGUAAAAAACAAAUGUUAUUGAACAAACAUUAAUGCAGUAAAUGUUUCCACUACUUUGGUUCAUAAAUCUAUAUGAAAUGAGACAGCUGAACUUAACAGAAAACUUUAGAUUUUACAAUAAUUUGAUCAUCACAUCAGUGAUACAUUUGUACUCAAUUUAAAUAUUUGUUUCUUAUACAUUCAGUAUAGUAAAUAUACUGAUGACUGUUGAAUGCUAAGAAUGUGAAUGCAUGUUUAUUCAAUUUAUAAAUAUAUCCGGUUCGCUUGUUUGUUGAAUUUUUUAAUGAAUGAUUAUAAAUAAUUUGAUAUAAAUUACACAUUGUAUCAUAAAAUUUUGUUACAUGAAUAUCGUCAGUAAUUUUAUUUCAAAUUAUUAAAUGUAAAAUAAAUUGUUGAAUAAGUUAAUUUAUUCAAUAAUUGUAAUGUAUGAGGAGAAAAUUAUUGAGAUAUCCAAGUUGAUUUUAUGUAAUAUUAUAAACCUCGAAGAUAUUUUACACAGAUUUUUACACGAUCAGAGACUGAAUGCUGUAAAGGAAGUACAUCGAAGUUGCCCUUUACAUUUUCCAUUAUUUGAGCAUUUUAUAUAAAGUAAUACGAAUAAUGCAAAGGGGUAUAUAUUUUUAAAGUGUUACGAUAGAAAAUAUAUAUUGUACAAAUAUAAAUGAUUAUAAAUAUUAUAAAUAUAAAAACUUCAUGCAAAGAUUAGAACAGGCACAAAUGUAUUGUAGAAUUUCAGAGGCCUUUUUAGAGAGUCAAACUAGAUUAAAGCUAAAAUCAGAUUAUUAGUAAAUAAUUAUAAUUUUUUUAUAUAUAUAUGUUAGAAUGGGAAUGUACAGCUGUCAUCUAUUCCAAUAAAUAACAAAUCUAAUAAAAUGUAAAACUCAAGUUAAAUGUAAAAUUAUAUAGGUAGGAUAUUAAAUGUCAUAGUUUUUACUUUGUUUAAGUAUAUACCAAAUCAUUGCGCUUUCAUUCUAAGCAAUAGCUUGUUAAUUAUAUGCACUGCAAAUGUACUUAUUACAGACCAGUAAUUUCAUGCAUAUGAUGUAACAGCUUUGAAAUCUAUAUUUUCUUACAAAAAUAUAGUGCAUGUCACAGUUCGAAAAAUAUAAUUUCAAAUUUAGUAAUUUAUAUCUCAUUGUAAUAAAUAUUUGGAAAAAUCAUACUAGUACAUAUCAACAUUUAAAUGGAUAUUUUUAAAAUUAUGCACUAGAAUAAAUAUAUGUAUAACUUUCAAUGCAGCAAUAUGGCAUGGUUUUACUUGUAUCAUUCCUUUUUAUAGUAAUUCAGAAUAGUGAUGUUAUUUGUGACAUACAAAUGCAUUUGAUAACAAAUGAAUAAUUUAGGCAUUUUUGACUGAAUUUUAUUUAGUAUAGAUCCUAUAAUUGUAACUUGAUUCAGGUAUUUACAUAUACAUCACAAUUUUAUCGUUAUUAAAUGCUCACUGGUGCUGGUGUUAAUAUAAAAAUUA